GUGACUGGUUGACUGUGGACGUGUAAAGCAUAGUUGUCUUUCGAAACUGUGAGAGGGUGGAUUGCGGACGGUGUUUUAAUUUUCACGUGUUGCAGUAGAACGUGUAAAACAAGAAUUGCUGUAUAUAAAUAGUGUAAAACUCCGUAAAUAUGGGGAUCAAGUUCCUAGAGGUAAUCAAGCCGUUUUGCAGUAUACUUCCAGAAAUCGCGAAACCUGAACGUAAGAUUCAGUUUCGUGAGAAGGUGCUAUGGACAGCGAUAACGUUAUUCAUAUUUUUAGUCUGCUGCCAGAUACCCCUGUUUGGCAUAAUGAGUUCAGACUCUGCAGACCCAUUCUACUGGAUACGUGUUAUUCUAGCUUCCAAUCGAGGUACUCUUAUGGAACUUGGCAUUUCCCCCAUUGUAACUUCAGGUUUAAUUAUGCAGCUAUUGGCUGGAGCCAAAAUAAUUGAAGUCGGUGACACACCAAAGGACAGAGCUUUAUUCAAUGGAGCACAGAAAUUGUUCGGCAUGGUCAUAACUGUUGGACAGGCAAUAGUGUAUGUUAUGACUGGCAUGUAUGGUGAUCCUUCAGAGAUUGGUGCUGGCGUUUGCCUUUUGAUCAUAAUUCAGCUUUUUGUUGCUGGUCUUAUUGUUCUUCUGCUUGAUGAGCUUCUGCAGAAAGGCUAUGGACUUGGAUCUGGAAUUUCACUGUUCAUUGCAACAAACAUAUGUGAAACAAUUGUGUGGAAGGCAUUCAGUCCAACUACUGUGAAUACAGGACGUGGUACAGAAUUUGAAGGUGCAGUGAUUGCCCUGUUUCACUUACUGGCAACACGUCAGGACAAAGUGAGAGCCUUGAGGGAAGCAUUCUAUAGGCAGAAUCUGCCAAACUUGAUGAAUCUGCUUGCAACUAUUCUUGUUUUUGCCAUUGUAAUUUACUUCCAGGGCUUCAGGGUGGAUCUGCCAAUAAAAUCUGCUCGCUAUAGAGGCCAGUACAGCAGCUACCCAAUAAAGCUGUUUUAUACAUCAAACAUUCCUAUUAUCUUGCAAUCAGCUCUUGUUUCGAAUCUCUAUGUCAUAUCUCAGAUGUUGGCUGUAAAGUUCACUGGGAACUUCUUUGUAAACCUUCUUGGUGUUUGGGCUGAUGUCGGCGGUGGUGGCCCAGCUCGUGCCUAUCCAGUUGGUGGCCUCUGCUAUUACUUAUCACCACCAGAAAACAUAAUGCAUAUCCUGGAAGAUCCUGUACAUGCACUGCUGUACAUUAUUUUCAUGCUUGGAUCGUGUGCAUUUUUUUCGAAGACGUGGAUUGAUGUGUCUGGCUCGUCAGCAAAAGAUGUGGCAAAGCAACUUAAAGAGCAACAAAUGGUAAUGCGUGGACAUCGUGACAACUCCAUGAUUAGAGAGUUGAACCGUUACAUACCAACUGCUGCAGCCUUUGGUGGUCUGUGCAUAGGAGCACUUUCUGUUCUGGCUGACUUCUUGGGUGCUAUUGGUUCUGGUACUGGUAUCCUCCUUGCUGUAACAAUCAUAUACCAGUAUUUUGAAAUAUUUGUGAAAGAACAGAGUGACAUGGGCAGCAUGAGUACACUAUUAUUCUAAGACCAUUUUCACCAUACAUACAGGAUGAAGUUGUUCCAUCACAGCAGUGUCUGCUGUUAGUUGAGUAGCUGUUGUGCAUCAUCAGAAACAUAGUUAAAUGCAUGAUAAGUGUUUUCUUUUGUUGUAGCUGUACCAGACUAUUUCCCACUAUAUCCUGUAUGGAAUUCAAUGUCACAUCAUAAUGCAGAACUAUUUGGAGGUUUCUUAUUGUUUUAAGUGUCAUAGACAUAAGUGUUCCUUAUUAUUUAUUGUUUUUGGGGCUGUAACUGCACUGCAAGAGACAAGUGGUGACACAAUGUACACAUGUAUAACCUGAAAGAGAUAGCCUGUUUACACUUCUCUGCUCUGUAUGUCAAUGAAGAUCGCCACCAAUAAAAGCAGAUGAUAAAGAUGCCACAAAUAUCAAAGUUUGAAUUUAUCACACCACUUUAACAUUACUCAAAUGUUCUCAACUGUGAUUGAAAUGCAGGAAGAAUUGUGUCCUAUGUCUGAUUGUAAUUAUUGGGCACUUCCUUCUUGUGGAAGGGAUAUCCCUAUCUUUCAGUAUCUCCUUUACUUCCCCUGUAACCAAACUUAAGAUAGAUCUCUCGAAAGUUAUUUACCUAAGGAUUAUAAUGUUUUUAUGUUUUUGGCACACAUUACCAAGGUUCUUGGUAAUAGCAUUAGGAAUACCUGCAAGGUUUUUUUUUUUUUUUCUGUGACACCAUCUUUUGUAAAUUUGUCUGCGCAGUAAAUUAAUAAAGGUUUGACAUUUUCAUUCAUCUCAGAAAUUGAUACAAGUAAUUAGUGUCAAAUUUGCUGUGAAAAAGUUGGACUUGACAAUGACAUAAUUGUGACAAAGAAAAGAUUGAAUGUUACAUUUGCUUCAAAAUCUGGUCAUACCAGUGUGUGUUAAGUUUUCAGAUUUCCUGACAUGUCAUCAGAAUUUUCACAAAAACUAUCUGUGAAUGAAUUGUUUUAGGUUAAAGUAAUGACAUAAUUGUCACAGCAUACUGCUUCUUAGUUAUCUGAAAAAAGUCUGGGUGGAAUAGCAAUAGAGUGGUUUUAAGAACUGCACAAAAGAUAAACCCCUCUGAAUCACAUUCAUAAUAAAAUCACAUAGCAUUAAUUUCGUUACAUUGGACAGGUUACAUAACUUUGUUGAUGUUAUAGCAUUUAUAAGUUUUUGUUAAAAAAAUAAAGAUUAAAAAAAGAAUGUGUGUGUGUGUGUGUGUGUGUGUGUGUGUGUGUGUGUGUGUGUGUGUGUGUGCGCGCGCGCGCGCGUGCGUGAGAGAGAGUGCGAGAGAGAGAGAGAGAAGUAAUUUUGUAUUGUAUGUCCCUUAAUAAUGAGUGAACUUGGUCUUUGUGGUUUGAUUUGCAAGGGUACACAGUUGUUUUUUUAAACAUAAUGUGAAAUCUUUCCAUGUAUACGUGACUGUCAGUGUGUUAUUUGGUUACUUUGCUGACUUGAUAUAUUUAUUUGGUGUAGUCACAAACCAUUCAGUGAUCAUGUGUAAUACUCACAGGUGUACAAAUAGUUUCUUAAUUACUAUUACAUUCAUAGUAAAUCAUUUCUUUGAAAAAUGAGACUGAAUCAAAGUCAAUGACAGCAGAUGAUUUUGCACGAAGAAUCAUUUGUACACCCAAAACAUUCUCACACACCAGAGUAAAGCAUUAUCAGAGUUUUGUUACUGCCAUUUAAAUUUUCUGGUGUGGUUUUGGUACUGCUACUUCUUUGAGAAUCUUAUUAGGGAAUGGAAAUACGAAAGCAAAAGUUGACAUAAUAAAAACAACCAAUAUUGUUGUGUGGUCACCUAAGUCAAGCACCAUAGUGAAUGGCAUUAAUUACAAUAUGUGUAGUGGAAAAUACUAAAAUAUACCAACAAAUAUUGAGAGUAAAGCUGUUAUGAAUGCACUUGGAGAUAUAUUAUUCAGAGUAACACAGUGGCUUGUGAAAAUAAUGGUAAUGCAUUCUUCUUCCAUGCUACAUUUAAUAGUACACACAGCUUGAUUGUGUAACACCACCUGUUAGUAGUGUGGUGGUUGGAUGGAUACAUUCUUAUCUCUGGUUGUAGGUUUUUUGUGUUGUUCAAAAAUGGUGCAGCUCAUAUUGUGUUGCUGUGUAGCUCUUAAGUUGACACAAGCAUUCAUGAUAGAUUGCCAGGAAACGUUUCUAAACAAAUAUAUUUCAGUAUUGUAUGUGCAAUGUGUAAAAUUCCAUUAUAAUUUCAUUGGAUAAGUGUCUAAUAUAUUUGAUUACCUUUCAAGAUUUGAUUACUUAGUGAUGAAUGUAGCAAGACAACCUAAUGUAAUGAAUGAUAUAUAACUUGAUCUCUUGUAACUUCCUUUCCUCUUUGGUGACAUACACACUUAAAACUGUAAACAGUGUAAGGUUUGUUUGGCAUACUAUAAGGAAUUAUUUUUUUAAAAAAAGAAAGAAAUCACUUGAAUUCUUGUAUUUGACAUGUUCAAGAAUAUUGUUAAUGGUGGGGAUGUAAAUUAAUAUUUCACCAAAUUAUCUGUUUAUUUUGGUAAUUAUUUAUAGUAUACAGACUAAUAAUGAAAAAGUUCCCUGAACACUGGGUGCUUGUUUUAUAUUUUGCAGAUGUAAUGUAAUUGUAAUUAAUUAUGUAAGUAGGAAAAAUUGUGUAGCUCUGUUAUAUUUUCAGAAUCAGACUUUUUGCAUCAAAUAGUGUGUUUGCACUUCCUUUGUAUAUCCUUUCUUGUAUUUUGUGUGGUAUAGAUGGUUUUUUUUUUCAAGAAAUUAGUUUUUUUGAAGUGUGUGUGUGUGUGUGUGUGUGUGUGUGUGUGUGUGUGUGUGUGUGUGUGUGUGUAAGCAUCACCUAGGAUUUAAAGAGAACACUUAAAAUAGGAAGAGCAGUAACAUUUCAUUUCAUUAUAUUAAAACAUUAGAAUAUUCCCCACAAAGAAGUCAGUGAAAAUAUUUUGUUUCCUUUGGUGUAUACUUGCCAGAAUGACUGUAGCACAAGAAUUUUUAAGUAACAAAUUAAAUUGUAACUAAAGGUUGUGGAUCACCAUUACAUGACUGUGUCAAAAAAGAACACAUGCUACAUCAAAAUGCAGGAACUGUGUACUGAAAAAAAAAACAUUGUAAUUUGACAUAAUAUAGAUAAGGGCAUGAGUAUUUGGGUAGGCCAAGGAUAGAGCUCUGAAAA
Schistocerca nitens (vagrant locust) is the source of this 4735-nucleotide messenger RNA. RefSeq names its product protein transport protein Sec61 subunit alpha. Bases 150 to 1580 code for a protein of 476 amino acids. Gene Ontology annotation, cellular component: Sec61 translocon complex; membrane. NCBI's taxonomy places the organism in Eukaryota, Metazoa, Arthropoda, Insecta, Orthoptera, Acrididae. Gene Ontology annotation, molecular function: ribosome binding; transmembrane protein transporter activity; signal sequence receptor activity. The record is from RefSeq and is a predicted model, not a curated record. The transcript is spliced from 9 exons. Gene Ontology annotation, biological process: post-translational protein targeting to membrane, translocation; SRP-dependent cotranslational protein targeting to membrane, translocation.